Molecule: messenger RNA, 1908 nt
Organism: Hirsutella rhossiliensis
Lineage: Eukaryota; Fungi; Ascomycota; Sordariomycetes; Hypocreales; Ophiocordycipitaceae
Product: AMP-binding enzyme domain-containing protein
Exons: 15
Coding region: 1-1908 (635 amino acids)
Biological process (GO): fatty acid biosynthetic process
Molecular function (GO): fatty acid synthase activity; 3-oxoacyl-[acyl-carrier-protein] synthase activity; phosphopantetheine binding
Source: RefSeq, a predicted model, not a curated record
AUGGAGGGAGAGUUUCGGAUUGUGCGGUAUCAAGACUGGGCCGAAGAUGAGUGCGUGACCUUCGAUAUCAACAUUGACGACCUCGGGGAUGAUGAGGAAGCCUUUCUGCACUACACUUCCGGGACAACGAGCUUGCCCAAAGGGGUGUUGUCGAGCCAGAAGAGUUGGAUGUGGAACGUCACCAGCGUUGCUUCAGCAAUUGGCUUGACUCCAGGGGACCGGUUCUUUUGGCCGCUUCCCCUAUUUCAUUGCUUGGGCCAUUCGUUGUGCAUCAUCGCCACCGUGGCCCCUCUUGGACAGGCAGGCUCGGGAAGCAAUCAUUACGGGAACCAGGUCAACGACGGCGAGCAAGGCGAGGUCUGGAUACGCGGCCCCGGUCUAAUGCUCAAAUACUACAAGGAGACUCGUGCGCCUUUUACCUCAGACGUUGGCCGGAAAAAAGAACUAAUUAUCCGGGGGGGCGAAAAUAUCCUGCCUAACGAGCUGGAGCGCGUCCUGCUUCAGCAUCCCGGUGUGGCCGACGUCGUCGUGGCCGGCAUCCCACAUGGAUUGCUUGGAGAGAUACCUGCUGCCUUUAUUGUGAAGGGCGAUGCUGAUCUUGACCUAUCGGCCCUGCUUGCCGUAUGUCGUGAAGCUCUGCCAGACUAUAAAGUUCCCGCGGCGUUUUACGAGAUUGAUGUUGUGCCUCGAACUCUCUUAGUGCUCGCCGAAAUGGUGGGCGCAUGUGUGGUAGACAUUGGGCCCGAGGAGAGAGACUCAAACACGGACUGGCUUCGUCGACACUUUGACCAGCCCUUCUCGGUCCUGGGCCUGAGUUCGAUGGCUGGUGUGGUCCUCCGAGACAGACUUGCCAGUCUCACUGGCUUGGCCAAACUUCCCAAUACUCUCGUGUUUGACUACCCUACCCCGGCAGCAGUGAGCGAGUACCUUUACAACCGUGACUUCCCAGAUGACCGUGGUUGGAAUGUUGAGGCAUUGUAUAGCACUGACCCCAACGCGCCUGGCACCUCAACGACGAAGCGUGGCGGUUUCCUGCCUGACUUUGCGGACUUUGAUGCUGACCUCUUUGGCAUGGCACCCCGUGAGGCUCUCGCCACUGAUCCCCAGCAACGGCUGUUGUUGGAAACUACGUGGGAAUUGGUCGAGCGAGGUGGUAUGGCUCCGUUAUCGCUGCAAGGUAGCCAGACCGGCGUGUUUGUAGGUAUUCUGUACGAUGAUUACGAAGACAACGGCUUCGGCAACCACGAGUUGGAAGCACACCUCGGACUUGGUUCAUCCAGCAGCGUAGUCUCUGGGCGUGUCUCAUACUGUUUUGGCCUCCAUGGUCCCUCGCUUGCUGUCUCAACGGGGUGCUCUUCCUCAUUGGUCGCGAUUCACCAAGCAGCCCAGUCUCUACGAAACAGCGAGUGCCUGAUCCUUCUUGAGCGGCUGUCGGACGCCACGCGCAACGGGCAUCAAAUAUGCUCCUUGAUCCGCGGCUCCGCUGUUAACUCUGAUGGCACAUCGAAUGGGCUAACGGCACCCAACGUAGAUGUGCUUGAAGGCCAUGGCACGGCGACACCCAUAGGUGACCCUAUUGAGAUUCAGGCUGUGAUUUCAGCCUAUGGAAAUGGCAAUAGCGAGGGUAAUGACAAAAGCACUCGCCGUUCGAUACCGCUGCUUCUUGGAUCGAUCAAAUCCAACAUCGGUCACACGCAAGCUGCAGCAGCCGUCGCAGGAAUCAUCAAGAUGGUACAGGCUACACGCCAUGGCGUCGCUCCGGCGUCAUUACAUAUCCGUGAACCUUCACGGCAUGUCGACUGGAAAGACCAAGGCGAGCUGCGGUGUCUUCGUUUGGAAUUGCGGGCACGAACAGCCACAUCAUUCUGGAGCAGCCAAAUCCUGGAGAGCAAGAAGCCCCGAAACUGA